Messenger RNA from Phytophthora sojae, 2430 nucleotides. RefSeq lists its product as hypothetical. The transcript is spliced from 2 exons. Gene Ontology annotation, molecular function: protein binding; RNA binding. Bases 1 to 2430 code for a protein of 809 amino acids. The record is from RefSeq and is a predicted model, not a curated record. Lineage: Eukaryota; Oomycota; Peronosporomycetes; Peronosporales; Peronosporaceae.
AUGCCGGGUCGGCGCAAGAACCAGCAGCAGGGCGAGCCCGUGAUUGGCCGCGCGCGCCCCAGCGGCACCCGAGGCCGCGGCCAGGGGCGCGGGGACCAAGGCGCCGGCCGAGGACGCCCCGGGCAGCCGCCUCCCUCCGCCGUGGCGCCUCCCCCCGCUCCUGUCGCCCCUCCCCCGCCCGCGCGCGCCGCUCCAAGCCAGGAGUUCGGCGGCCUCGCGCUGCCCGAGGACGGCGGCCGCGCGCGCGAGUUCUCGGCGGUGGUGAAGGAGGCGGACCCCGUGGCCAUCCGCAUGCAGCAGCUGGAGGAGCUCUUCGCCGGCCGACUCAACUACACGCCGUACGACGCGCUGCAGGCGCUGGACGUGGCGCUGCGCCACUCGGCGUCGCAGCGAUUCACGGUCGUGGGGCGUAACCUCUUUACCAACGCGGGCGCCAGGACGCUGGGCGAGGGCGCGGAGCUCUGGUUCGGCUACUACCAGAGCCUGCGCCCCACGCAGAGCCGCCUCGUGGUCAACCUGGACCUGGCCGCGACCGCCUUCGUGGAGGCCAUGAGCGUCACUGAGUACCUGUGCGAGACGCAGUCGCUGCGCCAGAUGCCCACGUCAUUGGCCAAGUACCAGCACUCGUCCUUCAGCAAGGCCAUCAGAGGCGUCAAGGUCAACAUCACGCACCGCCCCGGCGUGAGACGCAGCUACCGCGUCAACGGCCUGUCCAAGGACAGCGCGGAGAACACGUUCUUCGAGAACGACGAUGGCCAGCGCAUGUCCAUUGUCCAGUACUUCCAGAGGACGUACAACAUCCGUCUGCGCUACCCGAAGUUGCCGUGUCUGCACGUUGGCGCCCCGCAGAAGAAGAAUUACUUGCCCAUGGAGGUGUGCCACAUCAUGGCCGGACAGAAGUGCCCGCGCAAGGUCACGGACAAGCAGGUGGCCAACAUGAUCAAGUUCACGUGCACGCCGCCGGACCAGCGCAAGAGCGCCAUUGAGCGCAAGUUCCGCGAGGCUGGAUUCAGCACGGACCCGACGCUGCGAGCGUUUGGACUGGAAGUGGACCCGCACAUGGUGGAGACUACGGGCCGCCAAUUGCCGCCACCGACGAUCGAGUACAGCGGCGGCGCGCGCGAGAACCCGCGCGAUGGCGCGUGGAACAUGCGCGGCAAGAAGUUCAACGCGCCGGCGCAGUUCAAGUCGUGGGCCAUCAUCAGCAUGUGUGACCCGAACCGGUGCAGUCUGGACAGCAUCCUGGCCUUCUUCAAGGCUGUUAUGAGUCAGAUGGGCCAGCUUGGCAUGCGCUGCCCGAGGACGCCGCCCCCGAUUCUGCUGAAGAAGAACCGCAAUGAUUCUGUGCGCAUGAUGUUCCAAGCGGCAGUGACGGCGGCGACGCAGAAUUUCAACGCCAAACCAGAGAUCGUGUGGAUGAUCAACCCCGUGUCGGACGCUCGCGCGUAUGGAGAGCUCAAGCUGAUGUCCGACACGGAAGCGGGCAUGGGCAUUGUGUCGCAGUGUAUGCUGUCGAAGCAUAUCCCGAAGUGCAACCCGCAGUACAUUGCGAACAUCCUGAUGAAGGUGAACACGAAGCUGGGCGGCAAGAACGGAGUCAUCAGCGGCCCACUGCCACAGGUGUCGGCAUCGCGCACUAUCAUCUUCGGAGCCGACGUGACGCACCCGAGCCCGAUGGACAAGACUCGUCCAUCCAUUGCUGCGGUCACAGCUUCAAUGGACGCCAACUUUAUUCGUCACGCGUCUGCGAUUCGGGCGCAAGGCCACCGCGUGGAGCAGAUCAUGAACUUGAAGGACAUGGUGAUGGAGCUCAUGAAGCAAUUCUACCGAUCGACGCGCGGCAAGCCCGACCGUAUUGUGUUCUAUCGCGACGGUGUGAGCGAAGGCCAGUUCCACAUGGUCUUGAACUAUGAAGUGACGGCUAUUCGCGAGGCCUGCCAAGCGCUGGAGAAGGGGUAUAUGCCCCCGAUUACGUUCGUCAUUGUCCAGAAGCGCCACAACACGCGUCUGUUCCCAAACAACAGGAACGAAGCGGAUCGCAGCGGAAACGUAAAGGCGGGCACGGUUGUGGAGUCGGGGAUAUGCCACCCCAUUGAGAACGACUUUUACCUGAUGAGUCACGCCGGACUGCAAGGCACCAGUCGCCCCACUCACUACCACGUACUGCUGGACGAAAUCGGCUUCACGGCGGACGAGCUGCAGACGCUUACGUACAAGUUGUGCUACACGUUCGCUCGCUGCACGCGCUCCGUGUCGAUGGUUCCGUCGGCGUACUACUCGCACCUCGUGGCCUUCCGCGCUCGAUUCUUCCUGGUCGAUGGCAGUGACACCGCCUCGAGCGUCUCGGGCUUCAGUGAUACCGCUCCCGAGACGGAUACGCGCAUGUACGACGUGCACCAGUCGAUGAAGGGCGCGAUGUACUUCGUGUAG